This is a messenger RNA of Helianthus annuus (common sunflower), 5638 nucleotides long. Its product is annotated as disease resistance protein RUN1. The transcript is spliced from 6 exons. Gene Ontology annotation, molecular function: ADP binding; protein binding. The record is from RefSeq and is a predicted model, not a curated record. Gene Ontology annotation, biological process: signal transduction; defense response. Bases 145 to 1065 code for a protein of 306 amino acids. Lineage: Eukaryota; Viridiplantae; Streptophyta; Magnoliopsida; Asterales; Asteraceae.
GUUCACAUCUUUCCCAGCCUUAUCUUAAUAUACAAUCUGUAGUUUAACAUUCAUUCCAUUCAACUUUCUUUGCAACUAUCUGGAGAAAAAAAAUUCAUAAAAAGUUUGACUUUUUCGGAUCUGUCAAGCAUAAGCAUACCUUCAAUGGCUUCUUCAAGUUCAAGCAUUCACAACAAGAGCUACCUGUAUGAUGUGUUUCUUAGCUUCAGUGGUGAAGACACUCGCAAGACCUUCGUUGAUCAUCUUUUUGCUGCUCUUGAUCAACAUGGUAUUCGUACGUUCAAGGAUGACGAGAGACUCGAGAAAGGAAAAAAGAUUAAUUUUGAGCUCUUACAAUCCAUUGAAGACUCGAGACUCUACAUUAUUGUUUUCUCCAAACACUAUGCAUCUUCAUCAUGGUGCUUAAAUGAGCUUCUCAAGAUCAUGGAGUGUCACAACAAGGGCGAGCGGUUUGCCUUCCCCGUGUUCUACGAUGUGGAUCCCUCUGAAGUCCGAAAACAAACUGGACCAGUUGGAGAAGCACUUGCCGUACAUAUGAACAAGAAUAAAUCGGAGGUUGGAAAAUGGAGAGAGGCUCUUAAAAAAGCAUCCAAUUUGUCUGGUUGGGAUGUGAGGAAGACUUCUAAUGGGCAUGAAGCUAAAGCCAUAAAAUCAAUUGUUGAGCGGGUUUCACUCGAGUUACGAUACAUAAAAAUGGGUGUUGAUGAUAAUUUAGUUGGCAUGGAACGAAGAAUGCAAGAUCUCAAUCCGUGUUUAGAGAUCGGUACAAAGGAUGUGCGCAUGAUAGGGAUCAAGGGCAUGGGAGGUGCUGGGAAGACAACGUUGGCUUGGGCUAUUUUUAAAAAAAUAUCCUUUGAUUUUGAAGGUAAAAGCUUUGUUGAGAAUGUGAGGGAAAGAGCCUUUAAGUUUGGUUUGGAGAAGUUGCAAGAACAAGUCCUUAGAGAUGUAUUAAAAGAUAAUGGGAUUAUUGUAAGUGGUGUUCAUGAAGGGGAAAACUUAAUGAAAAAUAGAUUGUGUGGUAAAGAAGUUCUUAUUGUUCUCGAUGAUGUGGAUGAUAUAGACUAGCUUAAGAUGUUAGCUGGUGAUACUACUUGGUUCAAGCCAGGAAGUAGAAUUAUUGUCACAACUAGAGAUGGGCAAGUGCUUGAAGAACCUAAAGUGAAAUGGAUACGAGAUGCCAAUCUUUUACACGAAAAGGAAGCACUUCGCCUUUUCAGUAGACAUGCAUUUGGGAAAGAUAUUCCAAUUCAAGAGCAUGAAAGGCAUUCACAUGAAGUUGUAAGUUAUGCCGCAGGUCUUCCCUUAACAAUCAGAGUUUUGGGUUCAAAACUCUGUGGUAAAGAUAAUAGUGAAUGGACAUAUACACUAGAAAGACUGAAAUCAAUUCCGUUGAAGGAAACUCUUGCAAAACUGGAACUAAGUUUUGAAAGCCUAGAGGAUGAUUACAAGAAUAUAUUCCUAGACGUGGCAUGCUUCCUCAGAUAUUGGGAAGAAGAUGAUGUAAUACGAAUGCUUGAAAGCUGCGGAUUUCAUCCUCGAAAUGAUUUAAGAGUUCUUGAGAAAAAAUCUCUAUUAACUUUAAAUAAAAGUUUUGGUUCAUUCAUACAAAUACAUAACCAUUUGAUAGAACUGGGCAUGAAUAUUGUACGCCGUGAGCAUCCGUAUGAGCCCAACAAACAUAGCCGAUUGUGGAUUCAAGAGGAAAUCGAACGUGUCAUGGCUGAUAACUUGGGUAGUGAAGCAACAAGAUGUAUAGAUCUAGAAAUCACUCCUGGUAUUUUUUUUGAAAGGUCUUGGAAAUAUGAAGAAACUUAGAUGCCUUAAAGUGAAAAAUGAUGAGUUCCUAUUUGAUUUGAAGGAAAAUGAAGUGAAGGGGCUUGUGGACAAAUCGUGGUAUUUUUUUCGAAGGUUUUGGAAACAUAACAAAGUUGGCCUGUAUUUUCCAAACUCGUUACAAUAUCUACAUUGGAAAGGAUACCCUCAUCGGUGUUUACCCAAAACAUUUGAAGCAAAUAAUCUUGUUGCAUUUAAAAUGCCUUGGAGCAAAAUUAAACAACUUUGGGAAGGUGAAAAGGUUAUGAAGAAGCUCAAAUUCCUUGAUUUGAGUUAUUCUAUUGAGUUAAGGAGCCUUGACCUUGGGCUGACACCCAAUCUUGAGAGGUUAGAUGUUGGAGGUUGUGAGAAAUUGGUAAAACUUGACAUGCACGGAGGAUGUCUAAAAACCCUUGUCUUUCUAAACCUAAAUAGAUGCCGGAGGUUGAAGUCUAUAUCUUUUAUCAAGCAAAUGGAAUCUCUCGAGGUUCUUCGUACAGGUCGAUUAUAUCUGAGGGAAUUCCAUGAUUAUAUAUUCACAGGGCACUCCAGUUUGCUAGAGCUGGAUCUUUCAUUGAACUAUAUAGAAGAAAUACCCUCAUCAAUUGGAAAUCUUGAAAAGCUUGUCUCUCUAGAUCUCAAGUGGUGCUGGGAACUUAAGAGUGUUCCAGGAAGCAUUUGUAGGUUACAACAUCUGAGAACUCUUAACCUUGGAAACAGUGGCAUAGAGGAAUUGCCAGAGGACCUUGGCCAACUGGAAUGUUUAGAAAACCUUUAUUUAAGCAGUACAAAAGUGAAACAUCUCCCUGGUAGCAUUUGUAUGUUGAAACAUCUCAAAACCCUAGAUCUUUCAUGGUGUAAGCUUCUUGUGAAGUUACCUGAGGAUGUUGGCCAAUUAGAAUCUUUGGAGAUAUUACAUCUACUGUAUUGCUAUGAGUUAAGAGAAAUUCCCAAGAGCAUUUGUAAGUUGAAAUGUCUCAAGGAGUUGAGCCUUUUCAAAUGUCGGGGUCUUGAAAAACUGCCAGACGAACUAGGAAACUUAAAAUGUUUACAAUAUUUAGAAGUUUGGGGUAGUGGCAUAACUCAGCUUCCACAGAGCAUUUAUUCAGUGAAAGGUUUGAAAUUUGAGAGACACAGAAGAGAAGAGCAUUUAUUCAGUGAAAGGUUUGAAAUUUGAGAGAUAAUUUACGUUGCAAGAAGAAGAAGUGGCAGAGGGCAAUUGAAGAGUGAAGCUCGCACUGGCUACUUCUCUAAUUAUCCUAAUCUCGCAACGUUUUCGACAACCAUAUAUUCCAUCAAGUUCCUACCUACCCAAUCAACCAACAUGUAUGUUUGUUUCUUCACUAAUUACUCCCAAUUCUCAAUGGGAGAUGAAACAUUUUAUUUAGGUAUGAUUUCAGUCCCAAUUUGAUAGUGGCAUAACUCAGCUUCCACAGAGCAUUUAUUAAGUGAAAGGUUUGAAAAUCAACAAACCCGAUGAUGAAUGGUUGUGAUGUGGUUUAGACAGAGUGAAGGAAGGAAGGAAGGAGGUAGGGUUUUUUAGAAUAAAUGUCGGAGGCCCUUGGCCAAUUGAUGAGCCAAGAUUUACACAUUCAUCAACAAAAAUGUUCUUCCCACAAAAUCUAAUUUCCCAACGAUCCGCUUCAUCAAGUUCUUUCCCAAUUAUCAGAUAUUGAUGGAACUCUUUGUGACUCAUAUCCUCUCCGUUACUAUGCCUUCUGUGAUAUGCUGAGAUAGGGUUUAACGGCAAGCAUAAUGAAGAGCUUUGGAGUGCUCUUCUUUCUGAUUGGGAGCUUGAAAAGGCCAUGAAAUUCAUAGUUGACCAGGAAGCUUUGUUUAGAAGGUAAUUUGCAUCAUGAUGUAAACGCUAUUUUAUCACCUCUUUGACUUUUGAGGUCAAACAUUACUCUCUAAAUCUAGAAUCCAUAUGGAUCAAGUGUAACAAUUGGUUUUCUCUUCAAUUUACUUAAAAUUUAUGUCAAAUUUUAGUGGUCAAACAUUAAACUUAGGACUUUUAUGGUUCUUGUUAGGGGCGAGCAAAAUCCGAUUUGGCCCGAGAACCAACCCUACAAACACUUAUGCAGUUUGGACGUCGGUUCUAAAUAUAUAGUGUAGUCAGUUGUUCUUCCUAUUCUAGAUUGUCAGAUUUGAUAUUGGGCUGCUGGAAAUGUUAUGAAUAGGUUCGUUUUCUUUUUUGCUUAUGAAAUUGAUCUGUAUUAAAGUCAUAAACAGGAUACUUAUGGACUUCUGGGCUAAUCGAACAUACACGUGUCCAAUUCAGGCCUAGCUUAUAGCCCAACCAACCCGACAAAAUUGAGGCCGACCCAGCCUUUAAUAUUACGGUCCUCGGACCUCGGGUUUAGGAUGGGUUGAAAUGUGGCACGUAACGUUUGGGCCAUUUUUUAAGCCCAACAGUCUUUACAAGGUACAUAUCGACCUUAUAUCGACGAUAUAGCGACUUCCUAUGUGGAAUCCGGCGACAAAUUCCGGCGACGGAGUUGCUUUCAGCCGGAAACCAGGAAGAAGGGGUAAGAAGAAGAAGAGAGAUGCUGACGGCUGCGUAUAUGUCUUUUAGGUUUUUAGGGUUUUUAUGAGUUAAGGUUUUUAAACAUUUAACCAAUCUAUCUUUCAUUAGUUUACAUUCAGUCCCUAAAACUUCUAACUUUUUAAUUAAAAAGUGUAAAGAUAGUUUGUCUAUUUAAACAUUUAACCCCCUCUAUCUUCAGUAGUUUACAUUUGGUCCUUAAACUUUUUAAUUUAUGCAUAAAAGUACAAAAUUAACAUUAUAAAAUACAUAUAUAUAAUAUGGAUAGCUAUUUUUUAUACAUAUAUAUAAAAUUAACAUUAUAUAUAAUUAUAUAUAAUAUGGAGCGCUUCGUAUACGUGAAGCUCUCGCUUCGCGCUUGAAGCUUCGCUUAAAGCUUUUGGAACCAAAACGCUUCGGAGCGUUUCACACUUUUUUAAACCAAGGGCACGUUCGUGUUGACCUGCAAACAUGCUUUUUCUCCACUUUUUAAAAUAAUCAUUAUGUUAUGUAUGAUGACAAAGACAAUUUUAUUACAAUAUUAAUUUAAAUAUUCAAAUAAAAUAGUUUAGGAGGUUGUAUGCGUUAAAUAUACGUUUUUUUUUAUUUUCAACUAUUUAGACCUUUUCUGCCAAUUUGACCCGUUUCCCUUUCUAGAUAUGUUUCUUUUUAGGGGUGGCAAAAUGGGUGGGUUGGGUAGGUUUGGGUAAUGGGUUAGGAUGGGCAUGGGUUAGAAUGGGUUUGGGUUAAGAUGGGUUUAUUAAGAGAUGGGUUAGAAUGGGUUUAGGUCAAGAUGGGUUUUUUUCAAAAAAAUCAAAAAAAAAAUAAAAAAAAAAUCAAAACAAUUCAAAAAAUUCAAAAAAAAAUAAAAAAAUUCGAAAAAAUCAAAAAAUUCAAAAAAAUUCAAAAAAAUUCAAAAAAAAUUCAAAAAAAUUCAAAAAAAUUCAAAAAAAUUCAAAAAAAUUCAAAAAAUUCAAAAAAAUAAAAAAAACUUUGGGAUUGCAGGCCAUCAUCAGAAAAUUCUUUAUGUUUCGUUCUUGUACCGAUUAACGGGAAUGAUUGUCGUAGGCCCGUCCUCGCCAUAUAGUUCGUUUGGUAAUUUAUUAAAUACAAUUUGUGCUGUAUACCGAAGAGUUUCAAGCAAACGAUUUAAGGUUCUAUUCAUCUCAGCCCUCGAAUCAUGUAUAGUUGUCGGGCCCCAUUUUCUCAUGUACUGUAACCAUAGUUAUCAAAUGCGCUAGGCGCACUCAAGGCGCAUACGCCUCGCCUGUCGCCUAGGCGAGAAGCGCAAAAAAAGCGCGG